AUGUUCCAACUUGAGGGCUUUGUCAAUUCUCAAUAUCCCCAACAUGUAUGCAAAUUAACCAAAGCACUCUAUGGACUUAAACAAGCUCCAAGAGCUUGGUUUGACAAGUUGAAGCAUGCUUUUCUAAUCAGUAGCUUAUUCAAGUCUAUUUACAAAAAAGAGGAUCAAGUGUUGUAUGUUCUAGUGUAUGUGGAUGACAUAUUUCUUACUAGAAGCAAUGCUGCAUUAGUGCAAGAAAUAAUUCACAAAUUGAACAAGCAAUUUGCUCUUAAGACUUUGGGAUCAUUGAAGUAUUUCCUUGGUUUUGAAGUCACUAGAACUGAAUCAGUACUUCAUAUGAAUCAAGAGAAAUAUGCUAAGGAUUUGCUUGUCAAAACAAGCAUGCUGGAUUCCAAACCAUUCUCUACACCUAUGGUUGUAGGAACUAAGUUAGUUGUUGAAGACAAUGAACUCUUUGACAAACCAGGUCUUUACAGAAGCACCAUUGGGGCUUUGCAAUAUUUAACCCUUACCAGACUCGACAUAGCAUACUUUGUAAAUAAGUUGAGCCAGUUUUUAAAAGCUCCUACUCAAUUGCAUUGGCAAGCUUGUAAAAGACUCUUGAGGUAUAUUAAAGGUACACUCACACAUGGGAUUCAAUUUCAUAAGGUUGACAAAUUCAAUCUAGAGUGUUACACUGAUGAUUGGGCUAGUAGUGUCCAGGAUAGAAGGUCUACCAGUGGCUGUUGUCUGAUCCUUGGUCCAAACUUGCUACAGUGGAGUUCUCACAAACAGAAAGUGGUGGCCUUGUCCUCUACUGAAGCAGAAUAUAGAGCUCUAGCUCAAGGGGCAACUGAAGUAGCCUGGUUUAGGAGUUUGUUUUCAUAA
Messenger RNA from Pistacia vera, 867 nucleotides. RefSeq lists its product as uncharacterized. NCBI's taxonomy places the organism in Eukaryota, Viridiplantae, Streptophyta, Magnoliopsida, Sapindales, Anacardiaceae. The record is from RefSeq and is a predicted model, not a curated record. The transcript has a single exon. The coding region runs from base 1 to 867 and encodes 288 amino acids.